AUGACGCUAAUCGUAGGGCACAAUGCCAGUCUUCGAUAUCGGGAGUCCGUCGUCCUCAACCAACAAAUGCCGCAGCUCUUCGCUGAUGAGAUAACAACCUCGCAUCACAGUAUGAUUCGAGUAGUAUCCGCCUUUCUGCACUUGACAGUAGCGGACGCGAGCGUGCACAUUCGUUCUGCACUGUUGCUCAUUCACCAGAUCGGCGGGUAUGCACAGCAUCAUGAUCCACAAUAA
Molecule: messenger RNA, 234 nt
Organism: Sparassis crispa
Lineage: Eukaryota; Fungi; Basidiomycota; Agaricomycetes; Polyporales; Sparassidaceae
Exons: 2
Coding region: 1-234 (77 amino acids)
Source: RefSeq, a predicted model, not a curated record